Messenger RNA from Alosa sapidissima (American shad), 1999 nucleotides. RefSeq names its product CDAN1 interacting nuclease 1 (gene cdin1). Gene Ontology annotation, biological process: erythrocyte differentiation. The transcript has 13 exons. Gene Ontology annotation, cellular component: nucleus; cytoplasm. The record is from RefSeq and is a predicted model, not a curated record. Bases 152 to 1003 code for a protein of 283 amino acids. Lineage: Eukaryota; Metazoa; Chordata; Actinopteri; Clupeiformes; Clupeidae.
CUUCCAGGAAGUUAGAGCUGCAGCUGCUCUCACUACCGAGCGGCAGAUGCCAAACUCUUUCCAGAGAAAUUGCCGUGAAGUGACGACAAAGAUGACUUUGUGCUGCAGUGACAAUUGAUGACAUCAAAAACGUAUCACCAUAUCCAUCAAAAUGAGGAUUUGUCGGACGGAAUAUAAAACCAUUGCGAGAUACACAGAGCAACUUCGACCAACAAGACAGUGUAUGAAAAUGCUCAAGGAGAAAUUUCCAAAUCACUCGCAGUCCACUCUUCUGAGCAUCUUCUCCCUGGAGUACCAGAAAAGGAUGAAAAGAACCAUAUCCAAACACCACGCCCCUGACGUCAUUGAAGCCUACUACCAGAGGUACCUGACUGAAGCCAAGAAGCGUCCCUCGUCCCCUGUCCUACUGGAGAUGGCUAAUGAGGUGGACCUGUCGCCCGCCCUGCUGGCUCGCCUCGUGGUGGAGCGCUUCGUACAGGAGCAGGAGGGCACGGCAUUUUCGAAGCAAGUCCUGAACAACAUGCUGAGAGAGCCAUCUUUGAUCCCAGAUCUCCCUUUAGCUAAUCAUGUGGCUCAGUGCACAAUAAAUGACUGCUGUUAUGGACCGCUGGUUGACUGCAUCAAACAUGCCAUUGGACAGGAGCACGAGGUUCUGCUCCGAGACAAACUGAGCGAGAAGAACCUGUCCUUUUUAGAUGAAAACCAGCUACGGGCCAAAGGCUACGACAAGACGCCUGACAUUAUUCUAGAGGUGCCAAUAGCUGUGGAGGGACACAUGGUCCACUGGAUCGAGAGCAAAGCCUCAUUUGGAGAUGACCACAGUCACCGCACCUACCUGAACGAGCAGUUCUGGAGCUACUGGAACAGGUUCGGGCCAGGCCUGGUCAUCUACUGGUACGGGUUCAUCUCGGAAUUGGACUGCCAGCGGGACAGAGGGAUCCUCCUUAAAGACUGCUUCCCCUCUGACAUUGUAACCCUCUGCCCCAGGACGAGCCAGAGCUGACACCACUGCAGGGGAGGGGGCGCAAGGGAGGUGUGUGUGUGUGUGUGUGUGUGUGUGUGCGCGCGUGUGUGUGCGUGCGUAGGGAGUGCAGGCAAAAGUCGAGAUGAUGGUGUGUAUGUAUGUGUGUGAGUGUGUAUGUACUACAGAUGCGAUGGAUGAAGUGUCUGCUGAGACGCAGGGAUGAGGGUGUGUAUGAGUGUGUGUGUGUGUGGGUGGGAGAGGAGGUGGUGGUUGGGAUGCUAGUGGAGACAUGAAUCCGGAAGCAAUUUCGCUUUCCUGCAGUGCGAGACUACUGGCAAACAUCUGCUCUGAACUCUGGCUGAACUCCGGCCGGCCGGCCCGGGCCGCUGUAGUACCUCAGUGCUAAAAGCACACUGGGGGCCGGCACAGGGCCGGGGGGCCCCGGAGGAGAGGACGUGAGGGCAGGUAGAGGCUUCUUAUCAGAGCCCUGUCCCUCAUCACCCAGCCACCACCCCCUCUCUGUGCUCCGCAGGGCCAGGGGGGAAACCAUCCAUCUAUCCACAUGUUGCUGCUUUCCUGCCUUCUCUCUCUCUUCUCUCUAUCUAUCUUUCUCUCUCUCUUUCUCAGUGCCUCUCCCUCUAUUUUUCACUCUUUCUGCCUUUUUUUUUCUCUCAUGGUGUCGCACACUUUCUAACUUACAUAAACGGGGUGGGUCUUAACUCCUCGGGCCAGUCGGCCCCUUUCCCUAUUUCUGGGUGAGAAACUUUUGUCAGGUUUGUUUGUCAGCUUUUAAGUGGGCUGAAGUGAUCGAGAUAAUGCCGCUUUGUAAAUGCCGUCUGGUUCUGUCUAUUUGCCCUUUUCUUUUUUAUUAUUCUUUUUUUUUAUUUGAGGCCUUUCUGUGUGCCUGCUUUUAUUUUAAUGCAUUUCUUUCUUUUUGAUGUAUUCCUCUCUGCCUCUCUUUCUUGUCUUUGAUUGGUAUCAUUUGUUUCAAGUAUAUAAAGCCUCGACGGAAAUAAAAUGAUGAAUUGAGUGUGA